AUGGGGUUCUUCACUGGUUUUUUCAGCGGGUUCGCAUUAACCACCUCUGUACUGUACAUCUCAAUCCAGGUCCAUCGGUCCCACCGUCUUGAUCAGCGCGACCUCAUCCGUGAACAGACUCGGAUUCUGAAUCGGUUGGCUUCCCCCGUGGGCGCUUAUGACCGUCGCCUUGUCCCGCGAAAUCUUCCCCAACCGGACAGGGAGGCUACCCGGCCCUCCAGACCGGAAUUGAAAGAUCUACUGAAGCAUAGAUGGAACAAGGAGGUAGAAAUGUUAGCCAGGAAGGCGUACGAAAGUCGAUGGGUGGAUGCGCGGGAUACGGCGGUGGAAGGAUGGAAAAGUUUGAUUCGGCUUGUAAAAAAGGAAUGA
Messenger RNA from Aspergillus tanneri, 369 nucleotides. Its product is annotated as MICOS complex subunit Mic12 family protein. NCBI's taxonomy places the organism in Eukaryota, Fungi, Ascomycota, Eurotiomycetes, Eurotiales, Aspergillaceae. Bases 1 to 369 code for a protein of 122 amino acids. The transcript has 2 exons. Gene Ontology annotation, biological process: cristae formation. Gene Ontology annotation, cellular component: mitochondrial crista junction; MICOS complex. The record is from RefSeq and is a predicted model, not a curated record.